Durusdinium trenchii is the source of this 348-nucleotide messenger RNA. The record is from the annotation of a GenBank genome assembly. Lineage: Eukaryota; Dinophyceae; Suessiales; Symbiodiniaceae.
AUGCUCACAGAGGAGUUGGAGUACUAUGGGGGAGGAUCACUUCAAUUCCAAUUCGACGAAGCCUACAAGGACUUCAUUGGCCAUUGCCGGUCAAGAAAGCUGGACCACUCGCAACCACCUUUCAAGGUGUCCAAGGUGGUCUAUCCUUUUGAGAUUACCAUGAACGCAAAGGCUUGGAACGGCAGAGUGGUUUGCGCAUGGCUGGCUGAGACUUUGCCCCUGGCCGCUCAAGCGUUCGAUCGUGGGCAUGACGGUGGCCGAGUCACACUGACAUGUCAUGCCUUGAAAUGCAUGUCCAGGUUCUUCUGGCUUCUCGAGACGAACCCACGAGAAUUGCUUCUCGAUUGA